AUGCAGCGCACCCUUCAGAAUGUGCUAGAUGAAGCGCUCUUUGGACGUGACAUGAUUUCACUACAAGUGGAUCGCUUCACUCAUCAAAGACGCCUUUGUUUCUUAUGCUGUGACACACUUCUGGUGGAUUCUCUGAUCCCGUGGCUCAGCCAGCGGGGGGCAUCUGUAUGGGGGGCACUGAUCCACAGUAUUUCUCACCUUCUCUCUUUCAGUAAAGAAUAUCCCGUGGUUCCCAGGAGCACAGUAAGACAGAAAGUAGCCUCCAACCACAGUCCUUUCAGCAGUGAGCCUCGAGCUCUGUCCUCCUCGUCCAACUUGGGGUCCCAGUACCAGUGCGAGAAUGGUGUAUCCGGCCCCUCCCAGGAUCUCCUGCCCCCGCCCAACCCAUACCCACUGCCCCAGGAGCACGGCCAGAUUUAUCACUGCACCAAGAGGAAAGAUGAAGAAUGUUCUACCACGGACCACCCGUAUAAGAAGCCCUACAUGGAGACGUCGCCCAGCCCCGAGGACCCUUUCUACCGCUCCGGCUACCCCCAGCAGCAGGCCCUGAGUGCCUCCUACAGGACAGAGUCGGCCCAGCGGCACGCCUGCAUGUAUGCCAGCUCCGUGCCCCCCAGCGAGCCGGUGCCCAGCCUGGAGGACAUCAGCUGCAACACGUGGUCCGGCAUGCCUUCCUACAGCAGCUGCACGGUCACCACGGUGCAGCCCAUGGACCGGCUGCCCUACCAGCCCUUCUCUCCUCACUUCACCUCGGGGCCCCUGGUCCCCCGGCUGGCUGGCGUGGCCAACCACGGCUCCCCGCAGCUCGCAGAGGGAAUGUUCCAGCACCAGCCCUCCGCGGCCCACCAGCCCGCGGUCAGGCAGUGCGGACCUCAGACUGGCCUCCAGUCCCCCGGCGGCCUUCAGCCGUCCGAGUUCCUGUAUCCUCACGGCGUGCCGAGGACCCUGUCCCCACAUCAGUACCACCCUGUGCACGGGGUUGGCAUGGUGCCAGAGUGGAGUGAGAACAGCUAAAGGGAGGGCUGCUUCGUCACAGACGUUGGCCGGGGAGAGAGAGCGAGAGAGAGAGAGAGAGAGAGAGAGAGCGCGGGAGACAGACGGAAGCAGAGAGGACCCCCGCGGGAGGCGUUUCUCCUCCGCAGUGUUCACGUCUGCCCUCGAGAGCCCUGGACGCUGAUCCAAUCAGUAGCUCGGAACCACAAUUCAAAAAAGGUGACUUUGUUGUUUCAACACUUAAAAAAAAAAAAAAAAAAAAAAAAGACAAAAAAAAAAACCAAACCAAAAAAAAACCAAGAUGCACCCCACCUGCCACGACCACUCCACGCGUCGGCCGGCCAUGUUCACGCCUCCUCCGGGAGUCCUCCGUGAUUCCUUCUUUUGGCCUCCAAAGGCCUUUGCCUUAUCGAGGGUUUUAGCCUAAAGGUGUGGCUGGAGUCUUUCCUGUCUCAGUGUUAAUGUUGACGUUGUUAUAUAAUAAAUAAUAAUAUAUUUUUUCUUUCAAUUUUCUUAAUGGGACCCAGUCCCUUAUGGGGGGGGGGCGCCCCGCGAGGUCUGAGGCAAGUGUGUUUCCUACAUGUACUUGUGGGGGUUCCCCUCACGUACACCACGGCCGGAACCGGAGAUUCGCCACCCUGCCCUUGACUAAGAAAUUACCUACCUCUGCCACGUGAUGUUCUCAAGAAAGUUCCCUACGUCCUGGCCUUUGUCCGACUUUUCCCACCUUGCCGGGCCUCGCGGAGCCCCGCUUGGCCCUUCUUUACCAGCGGGGUCAGCAUAGCGUUGCACUCCGUCUGGCCUCCUAUCUUACUCAGCCCUCCCGUCGUCCCAGCUCUGUGUCUUUCCAGCCGUCUGUCGCUAAGACGUGGCCUAUAGCUUCCCGACCGGAAAGCUUGCUUUGAAAAACUUAAAAAGCCUUGGGUUACACGCGGGCAGAACUGUGAUAAGCCAGGAGCAAGCUCUGUGCCGACAAGCGUUGCAAAAAGGCCAAAGCAAAUAUUCGUCCUGAUAAAACACAAAGCCAGCCCCAAGCUUCCAAAUGUCCGUCACCGUGGCCGGCGACCCGGCCCGGACGCCACGCGAGGCCCGCCGUUCCUAGAGAAAGGGUGAGACGUGCUCGCCGAUUGGUUUUCUCCAAAGCGAUCAUACCAACGCCAGAUGCCGACACCAAACUGUGGUUAUUGAAAGCAGAAAACAGUAUUAAAAAAAAAAAAAAUAAGCGUGUAAGUAAAAUGUUAUUGCAGGGUUCUUCAGAUGUAAUAUUUUACUGGUACUAUUUAUUUAUAAAUAGGAAUUCUAAUUAAGUAAUAACAUGAAAUGAAAUCCAGCAUGGGAGCUGGCCAAGAGCUUUUAAUUUUAUGAAUACUCAAAACCAAGUUUGCGUUUUUUUUUUUUUUUCUUUUGAAUGUGCUUUGCUUUCUUGAUUAAAAAAAAUUUUUUUUUUUUAAACUGACCCUAAUAAAGAGAACAGGGUAAUAUGUGAGGCUAAGUAUGUCCAAGUAUGAGCGAGUGUGUAUGUUUGUACGUGAGUGUCUUCAUGCGAUCACGUCUUUUAAUGUUGCUACGGGGGUGGGGUGAGAAUUAAGUAACCAUUUCGUGUAUUUGUGCGCCAAUUAAUGCCUAAUAAAUACCAUGUGCUUAAAAAAGUA
Messenger RNA from Herpailurus yagouaroundi (jaguarundi), 2645 nucleotides. Its product is annotated as T-box transcription factor TBX5-like. The coding region runs from base 1 to 1014 and encodes 337 amino acids. The transcript is spliced from 3 exons. The record is from RefSeq and is a predicted model, not a curated record. Lineage: Eukaryota; Metazoa; Chordata; Mammalia; Carnivora; Felidae.